UCUCGACGCGUCUAGACGUCUCGCGAAUGCGCAUACAAAUAUUGGCAGUAAUGGUCAGCUGUGUAUGUGAGAGGGUCUCGAGAAAUGUGCCUUAGGCAUGUAACUCUGACUCGCAGAGAUACCCCACGGCCGCAAAAUGUUCGCGUACGGUUUCGAGAUCACAUAGACAUGUAAUAUGUGUGUGCCUAGUGUUAUUUCACGGUGAAAAUCUGGCGUGAACGGGUAGGUCGGAGUCAUGGCGUCGGUGGCGGGUCCGACCGAUCCGACCGCCGCUCACGGGCACAGCUUCGGUAAGAAGACCUUCCACAAGCCCACGUACUGCCACCACUGCGGUGACAUGCUAUGGGGCCUUAUCCAGCAAGGCUUCAUCUGCGAAGUUUGCAACUUCGUAGUGCAUGAUCGCUGCUUUAAAACCGUGGUGUCCCCGUGUUCCAGCAUCGCCGCCAGUCUGAUCAAGAAUCCGGUUGCUCAUUGUUGGUCAGAACCAUUUCAUCACAAAAGGAAAUUUUGCAACGUAUGUCGGAAGCGGCUAGAUGAUAAUGUUUCCAUCCACUGUGAAAUAUGCGACUACUUCGUGCACACAGAAUGUCAGGACUUUGCAGUGGCAGACUGCCGAGAGAACGCAACGUAUCUGCCAGGAAAGAACCUUGCAUGCGUACGACAUGAACACCAUUGGCGAGAGGGUAACCUACCCAGCAAUUCAAAGUGUGCGCUUUGUAAAAAGACUUGCUGGACAUCUGAAUGCUUGUCAGGUUAUCGAUGCGAGUGGUGUGGGAUGACGUGCCAUGCAUCUUGCCAUAUGAACAUACCACCGGAGUGCACGUUUGGGAUUUUGGAACCCAUAUACUUACCACCACAUGCUAUAAGUAUACCGCGUACUGAAGUGCCAAUGGAAGCAAUUAUUGGGGUUCAGGUGCGACGCAAAGAAACAUUGUCUCGUGAGUAUUCAUGCCCGAGAAGUAUUUCGGAGGAAUUUAGCAGUGGAGAUACAGGCCGUUAUAAAGACGAAGAAUUCGCUCAAGCGCAUGCCGGAGGUCGAGAUCGAGAUAAACAAAAUAAGGAAAGAGACGAUCGUGACGAAGAGGUGAUAAAAGUGUACGAUGGAAAUAACUCAUUGAGAAGAAGAAUUUUUCGAACAAUCGUGGUGCAAAGGCAAAGUCAACUAAGACACGUUCUUAUAUUAGCGUUAAGGGCGCACCAUAUUACGAAAGAUCCAAAUAAUUUUUAUCUCACCGACCUUUACUCUCCAGAUGAAACGCAGUUGCAGGAUCCAACGCCUGUGCCUAAUUUGCACCACAAAGAAGGCAAAAGGCCGGCCGUAUUUCUUCGGUUUAGAGAUCGUGAUAAUGACAAGGGCGAAGUACGUGUGUUUCCUGGUAAGCUGCAGGUAUCUCAGGCAUUCUGCACCGUGCCCGUGGAUUCCAGCACAACCGUUGCCGAUCUAAUUCGAGAAUCAUUAAAAUUUUUUGGCUUUCAUGAGUAUGGAUGUGAAGAUUUUCGAUGUAGCGAAAUUCUACUGGAUAGAGGAGUCACCGAAAGGGUUCUAUCUUGGAACGAAAGACCUUGGGAAAUAAUGAAGCAGUUGGGAAGGGACAGUAUACGUCAAAUGGAACUUAUGCGUUUUUAUCUUCAGUUAAAACAAGACCCUCACGGGCCUAACGUAGCACUUUUUGUUGGAAAUUUACCACCCAACCUUUCCGAAAGGAAUUAUGAAAAUAUAUUAACGGAGUUACUCGGGAAAGAAAACAAAUUUUCAAAUAUUGGCCCGAUAUACUAUGAAUACGGAUCAAUGGUAAUUACCUAUGAAGAUUCUGAAAAGGCAGUGAGAGCAUUCUACAUUCUCAGGGAAUCACGAUAUGAAGAUAAACACUUACUAGUUAUGCUUUUACCCAAUUUAGAACCUUCAAUGAUCCCUCAUGGUGUUCAACCGCUAUUAAUUUUUGUUAACGUUAAGUCUGGUGGUUGCCAAGGUCUUGAAUUAAUUUCAAGUUUUCGAAAGUUACUCAAUCCCUACCAGGUUUUUGAUUUGGAUAACGGAGGACCACUGCCGGGUUUAUAUGUAUUUAGAAAUAUUCAAAAUUAUAGAAUCUUAGUUUGUGGAGGAGAUGGUACUAUUGGGUGGGUACUGCAAUGUCUGGACAACGUAGGGCAAGAUUCACAAUGCUCUUCGCCCGCUUGCGCUAUAGUACCGCUGGGCACAGGCAACGAUCUGGCUAGGGUACUGCGAUGGGGACCUGGCUAUACGGGCGGUGAAGAUCCAUUAAAUCUACUGAGGGACGUCAUUGACGCAGAAGAGAUACGGUUAGAUAGAUGGACGGUAGUAUUUCAUCCUGAGGAUAAGCCCGAUGAUGGCAACAAGCAGGUCAAUUCCUCCGGUAAGAAGAGGCAAAAACUGUCCAAACUGAAACUGACCAAUGAGCAAAUUAAAAAACAAGUUGUAGGAGCAUCAACAAGUGAAGAUAAUUCGCAAAUAUUCGUUAUGAACAACUACUUUGGGAUUGGAAUCGAUGCGGACCUAUGUCUAGACUUUCACAACGCUCGCGAAGAAAACCCUAACAAAUUCAACAGUCGAUUGCAUAAUAAAAGUGUGUACGUAAAAAUGGGUUUGCGUAAAAUGGUCGGUCCAAAAAUGUGCAAGGAUCUGCAUAAGGAGGUGCGUUUGGAAGUGGACGGGAAGUUGGUAGAGUUACCACAAGUUGAAGGCAUUAUCAUUUUAAAUAUUUUAAGUUGGGGUUCUGGUGCUAACCCUUGGGGUCCAGAAAAAGAAGAUCAGUUUUCGAAGCCUAACCAUUGGGAUGGUAUGCUGGAAGUUGUUGGUGUGACAGGUGUUGUGCAUCUGGGACAAAUUCAAUCGGGUUUAAGAUCGGCAAUGAGGAUAGCUCAGGGUGGUCAUAUUAAAAUACAUCUUCACUCAGACAUUCCCGUGCAGGUAGAUGGAGAACCGUGGGUCCAGAGUCCUUGUGAUGUAGUGGUGCUAAAAUCCGCACUGAAGGCAACUAUGCUGAAGAAAAAUAAAUUCAAGCGUCGGCCUACUGAACCGAGCAUACUACCUGCCAAUGGGGAGGGGGGCAAGAGCAGCGAUGAUUAAAACGAACCCCUUGUAACCAUUCAGUCCUUGUUCCAUUAUUUGCAUAUUUAGUAUACAUUUUUUAUAACAUAUAUUUAUAUAUACUUACAUGAAAACUGUGGCAUGCAUUUUGCUAGCUUAUUUUCAUAAGGAAACUAUUAGCUUUUUGUAAUUCUUUUUUUUUAUUUUUAUAAUAGAACAGUGAUAUAAAUUGCAUUUCUUAAGAAAUAAGUUAAGUUUGUGUCUCAAUUUCUUUUACCUAAUGAGAGUGUAUGUGCGCAACCCUCCCCAGGCUACCAUGCUGAAAAAGAUGAAAGGAAAGAUGAAAAGACGCAACACUGAACCCACUAUGCUUGUUUCACCUGGGACACAACUAGCGCCACUGCCCACCAAUGAAGGAGAUUCGCCAACAGAUCCUAACAACGUCACUUUCUG
Molecule: messenger RNA, 3502 nt
Organism: Photinus pyralis (common eastern firefly)
Lineage: Eukaryota; Metazoa; Arthropoda; Insecta; Coleoptera; Lampyridae
Product: diacylglycerol kinase theta
Exons: 16
Coding region: 236-3088 (950 amino acids)
Biological process (GO): intracellular signal transduction; lipid phosphorylation; diacylglycerol metabolic process
Molecular function (GO): RNA binding; ATP-dependent diacylglycerol kinase activity
Source: RefSeq, a predicted model, not a curated record